AAAGAAGCGACACUAGGCAGUGGAAUAUGCUUACAUUGUCCUUCCUUCUUUCCUUCCCACCCACUGCCACUCCCUCAAUAAUUUACAAAAGAAGUGUCAAAAGCCAAACCCCAUUCUUUAAUACCAAAUCGACAAUUACCAGGAAAUUUCAUGCCCUUAUUUAAUUAAUCCCCAAAAAUCAAACCCCUGGCCUUAAGCAUGACGCUUGAUGGAAACGAAACAAUACAAAAAUUGUAUUUUAUUAAAUGAAAACGAAAGCGGAACUGCGGAAGGCUUUUUUGGCAACCAUCAGAGGUGAUCCAGUGCGGGCACAGUACAGUAAAAUUGUUCCUUGCGUAAAGGGUUCCUUGUCCGUUGGUUGCGUGCCCACUUGCGGAAAAGAGGCCCGCUAAUCACCGUACGUUCUUUGGGCUCUUAUGCUGGCCCAUUCGAGGGUAAGGUAAAUUCUGACGUGUCCGGCUUCCAUUGGCUGAAUGCACGUGGAGCCCUUUGGUGGCAUCCAGAUUUCAACCAGUAGCACGAUUGCGAGAGAUUUAUAAACAGUAUCAUCCAUGACAAGUGAGGGUUAACUUAACAAGAGCAAUUGAAUCGCUCUCUCUUUAGUUUUUAUUUUUUUAAAUGAUUAAACUUUUGAGUUAUUAUUCUGUUUGGCCAAUUGAUUAAAGCUUUUUUUUUUAUACGAAGUUGUACGAACCGAUAGCAGAGAUCUACUUUGGGUUCCCGAUUCUACUCAACCUCUGCGUCUGGGAGGAGAAAAAUAUAUAACGAGGGAGGCAGGCCACAGUUCUCUUCUCUGAGACAGUAGCUGAGAGAAGGGAGAAGCUCGGAAGGAAAAGGGAAGGCGGGGCUUUCCUGGUGAGUUGGAAACCCUAGGAUUCUUGGUAAUUCCGUCUUUGCGUGUGUUUUCUUUCACCUGUUUGGUUGCUCUGAUAAAAUUGCGUCCGAAUUUCUCUUUCCCUCUUGUAUGGAUUUUUUUUUUUGGAUUCUCGCAUUACAUUAUCCAGUCUCAUAGUGUUUCAAUUCAUUCUCUGAUUUGUUCUUGUUUCCCUCCUGAAGGUUGCGUAGCUGGAUCGUGAUGUAUUUUAUGCUUCCGAUUCAAAAGGAUUAGAAUUGGAUUUUGAUUCAGUGAAUUUUCGUGGAAGGAAUUGAAAUCGAUGGGGAAGGGAGGGCAGGACGUAGGGAAGAGCGGGAAAGUCGGGCUUGAAUCGGAGGAGAAUCGGGAUGUCUUCCCGGCCUGGUCGAAGGACGUGAAAGAAUGUGAGGCCAAGUACGAAGUCGACGUUCAGCAGGGGCUGCCGGCUGCGGAGGUGGAGAAGAGGCUCCAGAUCCAUGGCCACAACGAGUUGGAGAAGCACGAAGGGACGUCUAUCUGGGAGCUGAUAGUGGAGCAAUUCAAGGACACGUUAGUUAGGAUAUUGUUGGCCGCUGCCGUCAUAUCUUUUGUUUUGGCGUGGUAUGAUGGCAAGGAAGGUGGCGAGAUGGAGAUCACGGCUUUCGUGGAGCCGUUGGUGAUUUUCCUGAUAUUGAUUGUGAAUGCGAUUGUCGGGAUUUGGCAGGAGAGCAACGCCGAGAAGGCGUUGGAAGCUCUGAAGGAAAUCCAGUCAGAGCAUGCUGCUGUUAUUAGAGAUGGGAAGAAGAUCUCUAGCCUCCCUGCCAAGGAACUUGUUCCUGGGGAUAUUGUGGAGCUGAGAGUUGGUGAUAAGGUGCCUGCAGAUAUGCGGGUUGUGAGUUUGGUCAGCUCUACGUUUAGGGUUGAGCAGGGUUCUUUGACGGGUGAGAGUGAAGCUGUGAGCAAGACUGUUAAACCAGUUGCUGAGCAUACUGAUAUUCAGGGCAAAAAAUGUAUGGUUUUUGCUGGAACGACAGUGGUGAAUGGUAACUGUAUGUGCUUGGUCACUGGCACUGGAAUGAACACUGAGAUAGGGAAGGUGCAUUCACAAAUUCAUGAAGCCUCCCAGCAUGAGGAAGAUACCCCGUUGAAGAAGAAGUUGAAUGAAUUUGGAGAGGCCUUAACCAUGAUAAUUGGAGUUAUUUGUGCAUUGGUUUGGCUCAUUAACGUCAAGUACUUCCUCACUUGGGAAUAUGUUGAUGGCUGGCCCAGGAACUUCAAGUUCUCAUUUGAGAAGUGCACGUAUUAUUUUGAGAUUGCUGUGGCUUUGGCCGUGGCUGCCAUACCUGAAGGAUUACCAGCAGUCAUAACAACAUGUUUGGCACUUGGCACUCGCAAGAUGGCCCAAAAGAAUGCACUUGUCAGGAAGCUUCCAAGUGUCGAAACUCUUGGUUGCACCACUGUCAUCUGCUCUGAUAAAACUGGAACUCUGACAACCAAUCAGAUGGCUGUAUCAAAGCUUGUGGCUAUGGGUUCUAGGGCUGGAAAUCUGAGAUCAUUCGAUGUGGAAGGCACAACUUAUAAUCCAUUCGAUGGUAAAAUAGAAGAUUGGCCUGUUGGUCGAAUGGAUGCUAAUCUUCAGAUGAUCGCCAAGGUUGCUGCAAUCUGCAAUGAUGCUGGUGUGGAGCAAUCAGGACAGCAUUAUGUUUCUACUGGAAUGCCUACCGAAGCUGCACUGAAGGUUUUGGUGGAGAAAAUGGGAUUUCCUGGAAUAGUCAAUCAUGAUGCUUCUUCUUUGAGCUCUGAAACUUUACGUUGCUCUGGACUGUGGAAUAAAAUGGAGCAGCGAAUUGCAACUCUUGAAUUUGACAGAGACAGAAAAUCAAUGGGUGUCAUUGUCAAUUCUAGCUCGGGUAGAAAGGUGCUGCUAGUUAAGGGUGCUGUUGAAAAUGUGCUGGAGAGAAGUACUCAUAUUCAGUUGCUUGAUGGAUCUACUGUAGAACUAGACCAAUAUUCUCGGGAUCAUAUCUUACAGAGCCUUCAUGACAUGUCAACAACUGCAUUACGCUGCCUCGGGUUUGCAUACAAAGAGGAUCUUCCAGAGUUUGACACAUACAAUGGCGAUGAAGAUCAUCCAGCCCAUCAACUGUUACUUAAUCCAUCUAACUAUUCUUCCAUCGAGAGUAAACUCGUGUUUGUUGGUUUGGUUGGGCUGAGGGAUCCACCACGAAAAGAAGUUCCUCAAGCAAUUGAGGACUGCAGGGCUGCUGGAAUCAGAGUUAUGGUUAUUACCGGAGACAACAAAAAUACAGCAGAGGCUAUUUGCCGUGAAAUUGGUGUCUUUGGACAGUAUGAUGAUAUCAGUUUAAGAAGCUUUACCGGGCGAGACUUCAUGGACCAUCCCAACAGAAAGGAGGUUUUGAGACAAAGUGGGGGUCUAUUAUUCUCUAGAGCAGAACCAAGGCACAAACAAGAAAUAGUGAGGCUGCUGAAGGAGGAAGGAGAGGUGGUUGCAAUGACUGGAGAUGGUGUCAACGAUGCACCUGCUUUGAAGUUGGCUGACAUUGGAGUUGCUAUGGGCAUCGCCGGAACAGAGGUCGCAAAAGAAGCAUCUGAUAUGGUGUUGGCGGAUGACAAUUUCAGCACCAUUGUUGCUGCUGUUGGUGAAGGCAGGUCAAUUUACAACAACAUGAAGGCAUUUAUCAGGUACAUGAUCUCCUCAAACAUGGGUGAGGUUGCUUCCAUAUUCUUGACAGCUGCUCUGGGUAUCCCGGAGGGGAUGAUUCCUGUCCAACUUUUAUGGGUGAAUCUCGUCACUGACGGGCCUCCAGCAACAGCUUUAGGAUUUAACCCUGCUGAUAAAGAUAUAAUGAAGAAGCCUCCCAGAAGAAGCAACGAUUCACUGAUCACUCCUUGGAUAUUAUUCCGCUACCUGGUGAUUGGUCUCUACGUCGGGGUAGCAACUGUCGGAGUCUUCGUCAUAUGGUACACCCACAGCUCGUUCAUGGGGAUCGACCUGAGUGGAGACGGUCACACACUCGUCACCUACUCCCAGCUAGCAAGCUGGGACCGUUGCGACUCGUGGAAGAACUUCACUGUCACACCCUUCACUGCUGGUGCACAGACCUUCAACUUCGACUCGAACCCUUGCGACUACUUCAGGUCUGGCAAGAUCAAGGCUUCCACGCUCUCCCUCUCCGUGCUCGUGUCUAUCGAGAUGUUCAACUCGCUCAAUGCUCUCUCUGAAGACGGAAGCCUCCUGACGAUGCCUCCGUGGGUGAACCCGUUCCUUCUCCUGGCCAUGGCUGUCUCGUUCGCGCUGCACUUCUUGAUCCUGUACGUGCCUAUCCUCGCCCAGAUUUUCGGGAUCGUGCCUCUUAGCCUGAACGAGUGGCUGUUGGUGGUGGCCGUGGCUUUCCCCGUCAUCCUGAUCGACGAGGUUCUCAAGUUCGUUGGAAGGUGCACGAGCCAGUCGCGACAUUCCCGUUCGACCUCAUCAAAGCAGAAAUCCGAGUAGGGGUGGAACCACGUAGGGGGAGAGCGAUGUGUUUAUUUGAUUGUGGUCCUUUUCGUUGAUGAAAUCAAUGACGAUCAUUAUGUGGCUUUGGACCAUGGAAAGAAAGUAUUUGAUUAGAUUAAAUUUAGAAAAAAAAGAACUGUUCUUACUCUUUGCUCUUUAACCUUAGAUGUACGAACUUCGAAGAAUAGUCUAAAAUUUUGUCUCGGUUUCUUGUUUCUCGUUAGACAUUAAAGAUAAAGGCUGUUUGUGGUUUUCAAUGGCGGUUUUAAGGCCAUUCAAUUGAAUCGAAUUCAAUCUAACAUUUUCACAUCAUAUGAUUACCUGCAGCUGUGCUUUCUUUUCUCCUAAACUGAUAGAUUACUGCAAAUUGUAGCCAGCUACAAAGAUGCCUUAAAAUUAAUGUAACUGGGACUGCUAAUGAGCAAAAAUGUCUUUGAUUGAAUUGAAGCCUAGCUCUUUUGCUCAGGAUGGCUUCACUAGGUAAGGUGUCUUAAGCUUUGUAAAUAACUAGUGGAAUACAAGUUUUGUUACGGC
Molecule: messenger RNA, 4883 nt
Organism: Linum trigynum
Lineage: Eukaryota; Viridiplantae; Streptophyta; Magnoliopsida; Malpighiales; Linaceae
Source: the annotation of a GenBank genome assembly